Messenger RNA from Lepus europaeus (European hare), 510 nucleotides. RefSeq names its product diphthamide biosynthesis 3 (gene DPH3). Gene Ontology annotation, biological process: protein histidyl modification to diphthamide. The transcript has 3 exons. Gene Ontology annotation, molecular function: metal ion binding. The record is from RefSeq and is a predicted model, not a curated record. NCBI's taxonomy places the organism in Eukaryota, Metazoa, Chordata, Mammalia, Lagomorpha, Leporidae. Bases 95 to 343 code for a protein of 82 amino acids.
GUGGUGUGGACAGGAAACUUUAUAGGGGCCCCAGAAGUCAGACGGAAGUGGCCUCGGACAGGUCAUGAAGUAGUUGUUUGCCGGCCCAGUGACCAUGGCGGUGUAUCACGACGAGGUGGAGAUCGAGGACUUCCAAUAUGAUGAGGACUCGGAGACGUAUUUCUAUCCCUGCCCGUGCGGGGAUAACUUCUCCAUCACCAAGGAAGAUCUGGAGAAUGGGGAAGACGUGGCAACGUGCCCUAGCUGCUCUCUCAUUAUAAAAGUGAUUUAUGACAAAGAUCAGUUUAUGUGUGGAGAAACAGUCCCAGCCCCAUCAGCCAACAAAGAAUUGGUUAAAUGCUAAUGAAGCCUUCAGGAAACCAAACCCUGAGAGCUGGGCCAGAGCCAGAAUGGAAAUAUCAGACGCACAAGCGCGCCUGGACAGGGAUUCUUUCCUAGUGCUGACUUCGUCGUCAAAUAAAGAGCCAGUCCGCACCAUGACAUAGCUGGAUGUCGUGGGAGAACUCUGAA